Trypanosoma cruzi is the source of this 1100-nucleotide messenger RNA. RefSeq lists its product as uncharacterized. Gene Ontology annotation, biological process: positive regulation of TORC1 signaling; positive regulation of GTPase activity. The annotation marks the transcript as partial. Gene Ontology annotation, molecular function: GTPase activator activity. The transcript has a single exon. NCBI's taxonomy places the organism in Eukaryota, Euglenozoa, Kinetoplastea, Trypanosomatida, Trypanosomatidae. Gene Ontology annotation, cellular component: cytosol. The record is from RefSeq and is a predicted model, not a curated record.
AUGCCGCGAGCAUUUUGGAGUGUUCCCAUGGUAACUUUGGGGGAAUUUGACGCCCUCGAGGGGGCUAAGGCAACCUGUGUAUCAGAGUAUUAUGCAUAUCAGGAAGUGGAUAUUUUUGGACCUCACUUGUUACGCCUUUCUGCUGUCUGUGGAAAGACUUUUCUUAGUGCUCGAGUGAUUAGUGGACCCUUGUGUCCAGAAUAUAAGGAGCGGAUGAAGGCCGUUGUCGCACGUGUUCUUGCUUCAAAUGAAUCUAAUGAAGAAUCCGUGCUAAUGCUGGAUCCACUGGCCGGAGGAAUUGCCGGUAUGUCUUUUUGUUUGGAAGAUAUUUUAGCCCGCGGUGAAAAGCGUCGCUUCUGUAUUAUACUGACACAUCCUCAAAGUGCUGAACUUGUGCGUCAGUGGCCACUGGUCUCUUUAUUUCUAAAUAUUCUAUUGGAAGAAUGGUCUACUGCAACAAAAAAGCGCCUAGCAUUAGAGUAUUCCAUCUUUCCAGAUUUAGAAAGGUGUCGUGAAGAGGCGCGUAAACGCUCAAUGCGUUCAUUGAUGUGCUUGAUAUCUCAAAACACGGAAUCUGAAGAAGAAGCUUUUAAACGUGUUCAUAGUUUUUUUGAGCGUUUUUUCCCUGCUUUGUUUGGCGUUGAGCCAUUAAGGGUCACUGAUUCGGUAUUGGAGCCAACGUCUGUAAAUGAUAUAAAACAACGCCUUGAAGUCGAACUUCCUCUAGUAAAUAUCGUUGGAAUUGAUUUGGACUCUCCCCCUGGGGAAAAAGGCUGUAUUGCUGUGGGUAAUGGAAGAAUACUGGCCGUAGGUGAGAAAUUUGUAGUAAAACCUCUUGCUGUUUGGCUUUUGGAAUUUAUGCAGAAACACAUUGGUGGAUUGCAGGAGACAGAAAUGCUUUUGAGUGCACUUUUAAGCGGAAUCCAAAUUCUUGUAUAUGGAUGUGAUAGUGUGCAGUGCGCCAAUUUAGCACUUUCAUUAUCUCAGAUCUUGCCACGACCAUUAAGACGCCUUGCAGUUUUUGCAGAAGAGUACUUGAUGCCAUAUGAGAAUAGAAUCAUCAGCUUUAGCGAACGUCUCUGUCAGAGGCAACAGCUGAC